AUGAAUAAUAACGAAUAUUUAACAGAAACUGAACGUCAACUUUUAAAUGAACCGCCUUAUGAUCUAACUCUCGAAAUUGAAGAGCUAACAAAGCCUUCCAAGAAAAACCGAAAUAAUUCUGAUAAACUACCACGGCCCCAAAACAGUUGGAUCAUUUUUCGGAGAGAUUAUCAAGCAAGUUUACGUUGUCGUAGUCCUAACGUCAGACAAGAAGUCAAACUCUCCCUCUUGAAUGAUACAUUAUCAACCAUCGAAUAUAAUCAUACUAUUAUCACCGCUUCAACAAUCAUUGAUGAUAUUCAUCCUUCCACAAUUAAUACUAAUAAUGAUGCCGGAAAUUCGGCCAACAACGCGUAUAAUGAAAUAACUUCAUUGGAUCAAUUUCUUUUAUCCGGAAAUAUUGAUAUUAACGUUAAUAAUGCGGAUUCAGCAGCCAUUGGUCAUAAACAUCUUUCCACGAUCAAUGCUAGUAAUGAUAUCGGAAAUUCGUUUAACAACGCGUUUAAUGAAAUAAUUCCAUUAGAACUAUUUCCAUUUUUAUCCGGAAGUUUUGAUAUUAACGUUAAUAAUCAUGAGGAUUCAACAGCCUUUGAUUAUAUUCAUCCUUCCAUCAAUAACGAUACUAAUAACGAUGUCAGAAAUUCAAUUAACGACAUGUUUAAUGAAAUAACGAUAAUUUCAUUAGAACAAUUUCCUUUUUUAUCUGGUAAUGUUGAUAUUUAA
This is a messenger RNA of Ambispora gerdemannii, 723 nucleotides long. NCBI's taxonomy places the organism in Eukaryota, Fungi, Glomeromycota, Glomeromycetes, Archaeosporales, Ambisporaceae. The record is from the annotation of a GenBank genome assembly.